Chaetomium fimeti is the source of this 3194-nucleotide messenger RNA. RefSeq lists its product as uncharacterized. The coding region runs from base 97 to 3084 and encodes 995 amino acids. Gene Ontology annotation, cellular component: mitochondrion. The record is from RefSeq and is a predicted model, not a curated record. Gene Ontology annotation, molecular function: leucine-tRNA ligase activity; aminoacyl-tRNA deacylase activity; ATP binding. The transcript has a single exon. Gene Ontology annotation, biological process: leucyl-tRNA aminoacylation; mitochondrial translation. Lineage: Eukaryota; Fungi; Ascomycota; Sordariomycetes; Sordariales; Chaetomiaceae.
AACUUAUCCAGCUAUCCCCCAACUAUCGCAUGACGAACUCGCCGGUAAUGGCCACCACGCCGGAUUUGACUCGCACCAAUCGAUAAUGUAAUAACAAUGCCACUGAUCCAAACGAGGACCAUUGGCCGCUCUGUGCCGAAACUGAGCUCACUCUAUCUCGGCCAAGCCGUGACUCGCCCUCUCACUCCCCGUCAUCUCACUUAUUCGUCUUUUUCACCAUGCUCCCGUUCUCGAGUUACACUGAGAGCAUUCAGCGCCACAGCCCGAAUCUUGGCCGAACCCAAACUCGACCUCCCCGCUCUGGACUCCAAAUGGCGUGAGAAAUGGGCUUCGUUACCAAAAUCUACCACCGAGACCAAGGACGCCACCACCAAUGGCAAAUAUGUCCUACCCAUGUUUCCGUACCCAUCGGGGUAUCUGCACCUAGGGCAUCUCCGAGUCUACACCAUCGCCGAUGUCGUCGCCAGAUUCCACUCUCUUCAGGGGCACAAUGUGCUGCUACCGAUGGGAUGGGAUGCCUUCGGGCUGCCCGCCGAGAACGCCGCCAUCGAGAGGGGCAUCAACCCGGCAGCAUGGACCGAAUCAAACAUCGCCAAGAUGAAGGAGCAGUUGGAUCUGAUGAAUGGAUCUUGGGACUGGUCUUGCGAGCUGUCAACAUGCGACCCGAGCUUCUACAAGCACACCCAAAAGAUAUUCCUCCGCUUGCAGGAGCAGGGGCUGGCCUAUCAAGCCGAAGCCGAGGUCAACUACGACCCCGUCGACAAGACCGUGUUAGCAAACGAGCAGGUUGAUUCGAAUGGGUGCUCCUGGCGGUCGGGUGCGAAAGUCGAGAAGCGGAAGUUGAAGCAAUGGUUCCUCCGCAUCUCCGAGUUCCGGGAAUCCCUACUCCAAGACCUGGACGUGCUGGCAAAGAACGGCGCUUGGCCUGAGAGGGUGUUGGCCAUGCAGAAGAACUGGCUGGGAAAGUCUACUGGCGCCAUCGUCAAGUUCCCGAUCAUGGCAUUUGACCACGGCCUGCAUGCCUCCAUCGAGGUCUUCACUAGCCGCCCGGAUACCUUGUUUGGCGUUCAGUAUCUGGCACUUGCCUCAACGCAUCCGGUUGUCGCCAAACUAGCAGAGGGAGACCCCGAACUUCAGGCUUUCCUGGAUACACUCCCGGGCCUGCCCCCCGAUUCUAAGGUCGGCUACAUGCUGCCUCACAUCCGGGCCGUCAACCCCUUGGCAUACCACGAAGAGACUCCCGACGCGACUAAGGGGUCUAUCCCGGUGUAUGUGGCGCCGUACGUCAUUGGUGACUAUGGCGAAGGGGCCGUAAUGGGCGUUCCGGGCCAUGAUGUUCGCGACCACGCCUUUUGGAAGACGCAUCACUCCAACGAAUCCGUCAGGUUCGUGCUCGCCGCUUCCGAGGAUGAGUCGACGACGGCCAUGCAGAACGAACCCUUCAUCGACCACGGCAUUAUGACGGAGCACAGCGGCCUGUACAAGGGCAGGUCGUCCAAGGAAGCCGGGAAAAUGCUUGUUUCCAUGCUCGAGCAGGCCGGCUUGGCCGAGCCGGUCGAGAAAUGGCGUCUCAGAGACUGGCUGAUUAGCCGCCAGCGGUAUUGGGGUACGCCCAUCCCCAUCGUGCACUGCGACUCAUGCGGGGCGGUGCCGGUGCCUGACGAGAAGCUCCCGGUUGUGCUGCCUGAGGUCGACGACCACUGGGCCGGCAAGAAGACGGGCAACCCGCUCGAGACACUUGAGGACUGGGUGAACACGUCCUGCCCGAAAUGCAGCGGCCCGGCCAAGCGGGACACGGAUACUAUGGACACAUUUGUGGACUCUAGCUGGUACUACAUGCGUUUCAUUGACGCACAUAACAAGCAUGAGCCGUUCUCCCCCGAGAAGGCACAGUCCAUGCUGCCGGUCGAUCUGUACAUUGGUGGCAUCGAGCACGCGAUUCUACACCUGCUCUACGCCCGCUUCAUCUACAAAUCCCUCAUGACGCCUUCCCUCGCCCCUGGAGAAGCAGAGGCCGCAGACGAGACACACGAGCCCUUCAAGCGGCUAAUCACCCAGGGCAUGGUGCACGGCCGGACAUACGCCGACCCCUCGACCGGCAAGUUCCUCAAGCCCGACGAGGUCGACCUCAGCAACCCGCUCGCACCCAAGGUCGCCGCCACGGGCGAGGCCGCCACCGUCAGCUACGAGAAGAUGUCCAAGUCCAAGCACAACGGCGUCGACCCGACCGACGUCAUCGCCCAGCACGGCGCCGACGCCACCCGCGCCCACAUGCUGUUCCAAGCUCCCGUCAGCGAGGUCCUCGACUGGGACGGCGACAAGAUCGUCGGCGUGACGCGCUGGCUCGGCCGCGUGCACGACCUCGUCGCCCGCGUCAGCGCCACGACAACGACCACCACACCAGACGACGCCGCCCCCCCCUCGCCCAGAGCCUACUUCGAAUCCACCACCACCACCACCCCCACUGAAACCACCGAAACCAUGACCCCUUCGCAGCUCGCGCAGCGGGACGCCGACGUGGCCGUGUGGCGCGACGUGCAGCGGACCAUCGCGUCGGUCACGGCGUCGUACGAGCGCGUCUACGCGCUCAACACGGUCGUGUCCGACCUCAUGACCCUGACCAACGCCAUCCAGGACCGCGCCGACAUGCUGAGCGACGCCGUCCGCCGCCCGGCCGUGUCGGCGCUGCUGCGCAUGAUGGCGCCGAUUACCCCCGCUUUUGCGGAGGAGUGUUGGGCUAUGUUGAUGCGUGGGCAGGGCGGUGGUGGUGGUGAGGGGGGGUCGAUGUUUGGUGGUGAGGGCAAGGCUGCGUUCCCCGUUGUUGACGGGUCUUUGGAGCUGGCUGCGCUGCAGCCGCGGAGGCAGACGUGUGCGGUGCAGGUUAAUGGCAAGUUGAGGGUUGUUGUGGAGAUCCCGAAGCCGGGUGGUGAGAUGGCGGGGGAUGAGUUGAGGGAGUGGAUUGUGCAGGAGAUUUUGAAGACGGAGGAGGGGAAGGCGAAGCUGGCUAGCGGAGCGCUGGAUGUUGCGCAGGCGAAGAAGGUGAUUGUCAUUAAGGAUGGCAAGCUUGUAAAUUUUGUAUUAUAGGGAGCUGGUGUGGUGGGUAGAUGUGCAUGUAGAUGGUUGCCCGUCUCCUCUGGUUGGGUAAAAUUCCUGGUUAAUAAAAAGAAAACUAUUGGCACGGGGGUUGUUUGCUG